AUGGCACUGAAGCCCCCAUAUUCCCCAGAAUCUGGUGGGGCAUCUCGGAGCCGGACGCAGACGGAGACAGUGCACUUCUGGGAGUAUCUAGAGUCUCUUUUAGAUGCAGCCGAUUGUACCAGCGAAGCACAAGUGAACUCCGCCCUAGUUGCGUAUGUGAAGACGGCGUCAGAACGGUACGGGGAAUACCUCGUAGAGGACAGGGACUUCUACCGGGUGGCACUUCUACUACUCCGCGCUCCGCUUUACGAGCGCAAUAAGUCAUUUUGCAUAUCGAAGAUGCUCUCGCUCUUGAGUAUCGACCUGCUUGAGAUGAGCAUGAAAUUCGUCAUCAGCUAUAUCCUGCUAUGUGAAUGCAAGGCCGACUCGUCGUCGCUUGACCACGUUCUGGACUAUCAGGGCUUCACGGUGAUAUACAACAAGCUCUAUGAACAUUUUGCAUAUCUUCACCGCUACUCGGACGAUGAAGAGACGACUUUCGAGGCCAACAUCACGGAAUUGGACGAGGAAAUCAAUGAAGAGUUGAGGAAGAUUUCGACCGUGUUGCUCGACCUCCUAUUCCAGAUUCUCAAGUAUUCAAAGUGCGAGCUUGCCAAUCUUCAGCGGGUGGAUGAUUUCUUCGUGUACUACAUGAUGGUGUCUCUUCGCUCGGAUACGGUCGAGGACAUGUACAACAACGCCAAGUUUCGGCUGCUACUGGCUCUCAACGAGCAAUAUAUGAUAUCUAACCACAAAGCAGGUCUUGAAAACAAGGUGUAUGCGUACUUGAUGAAUCACACCGCCUCGAAACAAUUCGUGGAGUUACUACUUUUGCAAUUCAACCGGACUGUUGAUAAGUCCUUGCAGAUUAUGAUGUGCAAAAUCAUUUACCUCAUUUUAACCAGCAGGGAUGAAAUUGCGAUGGACUACUUUUACUUGAAUGACCUACAUGUGGUCACGGACGUAUUGAUCAGGAACUUGACCAAUAUUUCUGAGGAUGAAGAAGUAUUACGCAAUACAUUUUUACGUAUAUUGGAUCUAAUAUUAAGAAAGACCGAAUGGACUCAAUCGCACUAUCGAGAGCAGGAACUCCUAGAGCUCCUUGAGUACCUCUGCUCAGUGGAUAAUCUAUGUUCUUCUGGUAAUGUGAAAUCGGAGCAUAUGUCAACCACAAAGCUUGCGUUCAAGUGCCGACAGGCGAUCAGACAGUUGAAAGUCGAACAAAAAAAAUCAAGAGACGCUGCCGCGGCUCCAGCUCCUCGCCCCAAGACUCCUGAGCCUCGGUUCGAACGGACAGAUUCGCAUAUGAGCGUUCCUAUGGAUAAAAUUACUAGGGCGAUUGGCCGUAGUCCAUUUGCAUCUCCACCCCCGCCUCCGCCGUCUCGAAGGGUAUGA
Messenger RNA from Eremothecium gossypii ATCC 10895, 1374 nucleotides. RefSeq names its product Ldb17p (gene LDB17). Bases 1 to 1374 code for a protein of 457 amino acids. The record is from RefSeq and is marked provisional. Gene Ontology annotation, molecular function: Arp2/3 complex binding. Gene Ontology annotation, biological process: actin cortical patch localization; actin cortical patch assembly; endocytosis. NCBI's taxonomy places the organism in Eukaryota, Fungi, Ascomycota, Saccharomycetes, Saccharomycetales, Saccharomycetaceae. Gene Ontology annotation, cellular component: actin cortical patch. The transcript has a single exon.